Engraulis encrasicolus (European anchovy) is the source of this 2139-nucleotide messenger RNA. It is a transcript of the gene polr3gla, whose product is annotated as RNA polymerase III subunit GL a. Gene Ontology annotation, biological process: transcription by RNA polymerase III. The transcript is spliced from 9 exons. The coding region runs from base 277 to 939 and encodes 220 amino acids. NCBI's taxonomy places the organism in Eukaryota, Metazoa, Chordata, Actinopteri, Clupeiformes, Engraulidae. The record is from RefSeq and is a predicted model, not a curated record. Gene Ontology annotation, cellular component: RNA polymerase III complex.
AAUUACAUGGUAAAGACACAAUUACGACACCCGGAACCUUUGUUAUGAAGACUUCAUCUCCCUGGUACGCGUGUUACUGUCGGAACGCCGUGUCUCCUCCUCCGUCUCAUGUAAACCAAACAUGCCGACUCACAUGGUGACUGGACACACGUGAGACAGCUGGAGAUGUGAGAGGAGCUAUAGGCUAUGCUUCUUCGCAGCUGUUCAGCCUGUGAAGUCAUUGAAGAGUUGCGUUUAAUUCUCUGAAACCGUGAUCUACAGGCUCUAAGCAUCGCCAUGGCUGGGCGAGGUAGAGGGCGCGCGCAGCUGACUUUUAAUGUGGACGCUCUUGGUAUCAAGAGAGGAGAGUCUUUGCCUCCCUCAAUGGUGAAGCCGUCUCCCCUGUUCCCUCCUAUGCAGUUCCAACCAGUGCCUUUGCAGACAGGGGAAGCAGAGGACUACAUGAUUGCCCUCAAACAAGAGUACAGGGCCUCCACCAAAAACCUACCGUUUCACAUCGUACCUGCGAAGGCCAAAAGAGAUGUGGAGAGGUACACUGACAAGUACCAGACGUCAGAGCCCAAGAACAAUACCAUUGAAUGGACCCCAGACUGGAAUCGGCUGCCGAAGGAACUUUGCAUCCGAGUCCGAGAGCCCAAAAAAUCGAAGGCACAACCUUCAGUGAAGAGGAAAAAGAAGGCAGACAUGGGAAAACAGGAGGUCCUCCAGAAACUAGAGACACUAGAAAAGAAAGAGGAGGAGACAAAAUCUGAUGAAGAGGAGGAAAAUGAGGAAGCGAAGAAGAAAAAGAAGACCGAAGAUGAUGAUGAACCAGAGGAGGAGAACGAUUAUGAUGAGGAAGACUUGGAAGAUGAUACCGAUUAUAUCUCGUCUUAUUUCGACAAUGGGGAGGAUUUCGGUGCGGAUAGCGAUGACAACAUGGAUGAAGCCACCUACUGAAGUGUUUUCCACUUAGAUUUCAACCUCAGUCUUUACCUUCAGCGGAGCAACCAAUUCUUUAAAUGAAGAGUUCAGAUGCAAAACCCCCUUCGUGUCUUUCCAGAAACAUGUCAUAAUUAAUUUGUAUGUAAUACUAAUCUAUCAAAAUUGCAUAUUUUUUAUUUUAUUUAUGUAAUUAAAAUAUUUAUAUGUAUUAUCAAGUACAUGAAUUUAAACCAAACCAACAAUGGGGUUCCGUAAAAAUAAAGAAGUGCAGGUCUUCAGAAAUAGAGUUAGGGGUUUUUGCAUCUCAACUCUUCAAAUGCUGUCCGUACAAAUCUCAUGUAAGUGGGUAAACUUGACAGGAGCUGCUAAAAUCCACCUUACUUGACCUUGGCAAGCCUGCUGACCCAGCUGCUAAGAAACUAUUGCUAUGCCAAUUUCUGUUCAUUGGAGCUAGGAGAAACUGUAGUUGUGGGCUUGGUGCUCAAACGAAGGAGUUCAUGGAGGAGCCAUUGCCUUUGUGGACUUUCAAUUUUUCUUCCAGCACCAAAAAAACAGCAGUAUUCUGGCAUGCCGUAUUGCCUUUAUUUAAAAAACAAAAUUCAGGAACUGUGAUAUUGUCACUGUGUACAGGUAUCUUGGUGAAGACUGGUAUUACCCAUGGUCCUCUGUCUGCAGCAUACUCUAGAAGAGAAAUUCCAAGGGCAAGUAUGAUUGGCUCACUGUACGUUCAGAACAAACACAGUUUAAGUAUGGUGACUGAAUAAGUGCCAAAUGCUUCUAAAAAUGCUCUAAAAAGUGUUGAUGAAAGUUGAUGAAAGUGUUGAAAAAGAUGCUUGAUUGAGGGGUGAUCGCUUGGAAGCAUAACUUAGAGUUUGAGGGAUGUACCAGUAGACAUUCUGAUGGUUUGCAACUCGCCCACGACUGACCAGGAAGUAAAAUGACAUUUAACGUUCUCCUGAUGCUCCAGUUGGCCCUGUCGCAGACUAAAAGAUUCUUGCUGCGGAUUAUUUUCAAAACUCUUGCCUCUUUUACCAUGUUUGGCCUUGAAUGUACAGUAUUAUGACAUCGUGUGUGAAUGGACAAUGGAUGGACAUCGUUCAUUUUUAUAUUUGGUUUUAUGUGUUUGUAACAAAACAAGUCUUCAUGUUGUUUUAAACAUAAAACUAUUAGAAAAUGAUGAAUUAAGUUGUUUGAAACUGUUGUUUUUUUUCAUUC